This is a messenger RNA of Aspergillus aculeatus ATCC 16872, 2955 nucleotides long. RefSeq names its product ATP dependent DNA ligase domain protein. The record is from RefSeq and is a predicted model, not a curated record. Gene Ontology annotation, cellular component: DNA ligase IV complex. Gene Ontology annotation, molecular function: ATP binding; DNA ligase (ATP) activity; DNA binding. Gene Ontology annotation, biological process: double-strand break repair via nonhomologous end joining; DNA recombination; nucleotide-excision repair, DNA gap filling. The annotation marks the transcript as partial. Lineage: Eukaryota; Fungi; Ascomycota; Eurotiomycetes; Eurotiales; Aspergillaceae. The transcript is spliced from 2 exons.
AUGGGGUUCAAAUUCACUCAUUUGUGCGAUCUACUCUCCACUCUCGAGGACAACAGAAUCUUGAAGGCGUCACAUGAGGCGCGAGCAUUCAAUCCUGAUGUGCGGGCCGUGACUCGGUGGUUUUCUCAGCAUGGGAAACAGAUACGUGGCCCCGACACUGAUCUUCUGGCCCUGUUGUCCUGCAUGUUUCCCGAGAAGAGGCCAGACAGGGUCUACUGGCUGCAAGAAACCUCGCUGGCGAGGAUAAUAGCGCGAUGCUUACUUCUCGGGUCCUCCAGACGGGCGGAGCUGGAGCGUUGGCGCGUGUCCAGCGGACUCGACCUCGGUCAAUGUGUCGAAAAUGUGAUGCGGCAAGCGGAGAACGAUCUUGACCCCGGUCGAGAGGUAACGGUCGAGGAGGUUGACUCUGCAUUGAACAGUAUUGCUGCCCGUUGCAGAUUUUCCGGUCCUCGAGUGCGAAAGCAGCACACCGCGGUUGACGUCGAGCAGGCUCUCGGCUCUCUCUUCAAGCGACUCAGGAGCAGGGAUGCAAAGUGGUUAACGCGCAUGAUACUCAAGGGGUAUUACCCUGUUGUAUUUCCUUUGCCUUUGACGUUGCGGAGCUUUCACUUCCUCCUUCAGCCUCUCCUUCUCUUCCAAGACACAUUCGAGGGUGCGCUCAGCAUGCUCCGCUCCGACCCCAUCAGCCAUUUCCCGCCACACCCGGACCCUGGAUUGGCCAGGGACCUGGCUUAUCUGGCCUUGCAACAUCUCAAUCCUAGGGUUGGGGUCAAGAUCGGUCGACCGGAGUACCACAAGGCCCGGAGCAUCAAGCACUGCUGUCGCAUGGUCAAUCGCCGUCGAAUGAGUAUUGAAAGGAAGUACGAUGGUGAAUACUGUCAAGUACAUAUUGACCUCACGUUGGGCCCUAGUUCCAUACAAAUAUUCUCUAAAAGCGGUAAAGAUUCUACUGUCGACAGAGUAGGUAUUCACCAGGUCAUCAAAGACUCCUUGAAAUUAGGAGCGCCUGGGUGCAAGGUCUCCCAAAGGUGCAUUCUUGAAGGCGAAUUACUUGUGUGGAGUGAUAAACACAACAAGAUCAUGGACUUUCAUAAGCUGCGUAAAUUUAUAUCUCGGUCCGGUACCUUCAUUGGCACUGAAAGCGAUUCCCCACCGCAACCCCAUGAACAUCUGAUGAUGGUAUUCUUCGACAUUCUGCUUCAUGAUGAUAAUAUAUGCUUAAGGCGGCCGCAUCGGGAACGACGUCUACUUCUCAAGGACAUCAUACACGUUGUCCCCGGGCGUGCAGAUAUUGCCGAGCAACAAAUAGUGGAUUUCUCGCGACAUGACGGCCAGGCCCGACUGGAGAGCAUUUUUUCCAGGGGAAUUGCACAGCGUUGGGAGGGCUUUGUACUCAAAGGAUGCGAGGACCCCUACUUUACCCUUUUCUCAGGCCAGGAGAAUAACACGUUCGGCCGCUGGAUCAAGCUCAAGAAGGAUUAUAUACCGGGGCUGGGUGAUACGGUUGACCUCGCAAUCAUUGGCGCGAGAUAUAAUCCGCAAGAUGCGACAGCCCUGCACCAAGUCAGGAAGCUGCUAUGGACGGAGUUCUACGUCGGCUGUCUCACCAACAAAGAUGCAGUUGCGCAGUUCAACGUCUCCCCUAAGUUUAAGGUUGUGGAUGUGCUUAACCGCAAUGGCAUGAGUUUGAAGAACAUGCAGAUCCUCAAUCAGUUCGGCGAGUUUUAUGCCUGCAACGCCGAAUCUGACCACGGGUUCUCACUUCAUUAUGGAACAAAUGUCGCCUCCAGAAUGGAAGUUGUGUUCAAGACUCCCUUCAUCGUUGAGAUACUCGGCAGUGGGUUUGAGAAACCAUCCAAUGCUGGAUAUUUCGCACUUCGCUUUCCGAGAAUCACCAAGAUACACUGGGACAGGGCUCUCGAGGAUGCGGCAUCAUAUGCUGAGCUGCAACAACUCGCCGAAGACGCUCGGGCUGUUCCCACGGAUGACAUGGGCGAAGAACGAAGCGAGUGGUCCAAGCGCGUGAAACUUGGAACUGGAUCAGCACAUCGUGUCUCAAAUGAACAAUCUGGAAGCAUUUCUUCCAGUCAAGGCUCUACAUUAAGGUCGGGGACCGACACCACCGCUGCCAUUCUCUCAAGCGACCCACCGGAUAUACCAUCGCCUGCUCCCAAAUCCUUAAAAAGAUCGACCACGUUGUUAACGUCGCCGAAUGUUCCGAUUUGUCCGAACAGCCGUAUCAUACCUAUAUAUGCAGAUGGAUCUGUGGAUUGGGCUCCAUCAGCUGAAAACAAACGACAGAAUCUUUUGACCAGUAAUGAGAACCUGUCGGCUCAUACCCCCCGUCAGCGAGGAUAUGCAAACCGCAACCCUGAUUCUGAACACGCAGACAAGUCAAUUCCUCGGCCUCGAGAGCCUGGUCAGGUCAGCAGCCAAGACAGUACCAAGGUUUUAAAAAUCGGACAAUGCAGCAGCAUACCUUUACCUUCACCACCGCAGAUAUCUAGCUACACCCAUGUAGCUGAUAAUCGUCCUCACAAACCAAAUCCACCUCUCGCAUCUCUACUCCUGAAUAUCCCCAUAUAUAUCACUCCAACGUGCAGCAACCACACAGCCCCCCAGCAACCCCAUCCACAGCACCACACCCAACCCCUUGCCAACUUCCUGGAUAUGCUGCUGACACACACGCCAAAGACGACAACAUCAAGUCCGCGCCUUGGACUCGUCAUCCUGACCGGCAACGAAUCCUCCCUCGGCCACCUCCUCUUCGACCUCAGCAAACGCAUCACGCGCGCCCUGCAAACCAGAAGCAUAACCCACCCUCCAGCCGGCAAAAUCUUCGUCCUAGACCGAAGCUUCCUGAAUCUCAACAUCAGCCCCGACGAUGCCAGGCUCGGCCUCCGUCACACCUGGGAGUCAAUCGGGAGACGGUACUUCUAUGCGUGCGUGAAGUGG